Molecule: messenger RNA, 324 nt
Organism: Purpureocillium takamizusanense
Lineage: Eukaryota; Fungi; Ascomycota; Sordariomycetes; Hypocreales; Ophiocordycipitaceae
Exons: 1
Coding region: 1-324 (107 amino acids)
Source: RefSeq, a predicted model, not a curated record
AUGACACUUGUAUCAAAACUAGAGUUUUUCUUGGCCCGUGCGGCGGACAGGCUGCGCAAGUGCCGAAUGACAGGCACGGGAGAGGAGCCGCCGCCCAUGGGUGCAUUUCAGGCGUUUGGGAUUAAUAGCAGCAGCGGCAGUAGCAGCUUGUGGGGUGGCUGUCGCGUGUUUCUUCAGUCCGCCCCCCUGCUCUUGGUGUUUGGGAAGAGGCGAAAGACUGGACGGGACCGGACGGAAUGGGGGAGCGGGACUGGAAGGGGGGAGGCUUUGUUGCGACAUGACCUGUAUGAGUAUCUCGGCAUCUGUGGCUUUUUCAUGUCUUGA